Molecule: messenger RNA, 4823 nt
Organism: Malania oleifera
Lineage: Eukaryota; Viridiplantae; Streptophyta; Magnoliopsida; Santalales; Ximeniaceae
Exons: 10
Coding region: 787-4569 (1260 amino acids)
Biological process (GO): signal transduction; protein phosphorylation
Cellular component (GO): cytoplasm
Molecular function (GO): protein kinase activity; ATP binding; protein binding
Source: RefSeq, a predicted model, not a curated record
GGAGGUUACAUUUGGGAUUUCACUGUUACUUUUGGUUGACUAGAUUGCCCAAUAAAUAUUUCCGCAGAAAGGGCCGUUACAGCCGUCAUUUUUCUUGUCUGAAGUCUGAAAGAGAAGACGAAGAAGACUUGAAAUUGUUUAGCAAGCAGGAGAGAGACAGAGAGAGAAGAGCUUUGACUCUUAUUCUUCUUCACUCGCAGUGAUGGCAGGUUGGGGCAGAUAGCUUCAACCAUUGCUCUUUCAGGAGAAAAUUUAAUGUUGGGGAAAAGAGUCAUUGCUCCAGGGCAAAGGAUUACAUGGUGAUGACAAGAAGGCUGAGUCUGAACUAAAAAUUUCAUCAUCUUAUAUGGUGCUGUCACUAAAAAUUUCAUCAUCUUAUAUGGUGCUGUCAAUUAACAUAUCUCUCAGGCAGGUGCACUCGGGAAAAAUGGUCAUUUCUCUUGGAAAAUGUGGUGUCGGUGGAUCAGGCCUGUGCAUUUUGCCCUGGCCUUGUGGACCUGGAAAAUUCCUGGAGAGAACACCUGGAGUUUGGCACUAGAUCCCUCUACUAAAGUACAUCCAAGUGCCUUCAUCAUCACUGAAGCAAUUGGAGUUAUCAAUCAGAGCAGCUGAAACUGGAAACAAGCUGUAGCCCAUUUCCAGUUCGAGUACCUGGAGUUUCAGAAGCUCAACACUUCAACUUCUUUGUACUUUGUCGCAAUAUUAUCUGCAAGUUUUGCACCUUAUGAUGGGCCAUUCAUUUAUGCCCUCCCUCCGAUAAUUUUUUGUUUUCUGGCAUUGAUUUUUAUGCCCACUGAAGUAGAUUUACAUGGAAAGAGAACUCAUAAUUUUAUAAUGGAACAUUCAAAAAGUUGUAAAGAAUUGCUGUAUGAUUCCCUGCAAUAUGGAAGUGAUCAAUCUGCUUCCCUGGGAUUUGUGUUGGAUUCUACGAGCAGCAUAAAUACUAAUACAAGACCUCCAGAAUUAGGUAUAUUAGACGUUAAACCUGUACUUAAUUACUCCAUACAGACGGGUGAGGAGUUUGCUCUUGAAUUUAUGCGUGAUCGUGUGAAUACCAGGAAAGCUUUUAUUCCAAAUAAUGCUGGCGAACACAACAAUUAUGCAACAGGCUACAUGGAUCUCAGAGGCAUUUUGGGUAACGGUUAUACCGGGUCUGACGGUGGAUCAGAUAUUUCAGUGUCGACCAUAGUAGAAAAAGGUUUGAAAGAAUUUGAGGGAAAAAACUCUUUAUAUGAAGACCGAAGUAACCAUGACCCUAUGCAAUCAGUAGAACAAAAUUCUUCAGGCAAUGGAAGUGGUCGAGGAGAUGCUCAUGGGUAUGACUCUUCUCGAGCAUGUCAUAGUUUUCUUACAAAAAUGAAGAUUCUCUGCAGCUUUGGAGGGAAAAUUCUACCACGGCCAAGUGAUGGGAAGCUCAGGUAUGUUGGCGGUGAAACACACAUCAUAUGCAUUAGCAAGAAUAUUUCCUGGGAUGAGCUUAAGCAGAAAACAUUAACAAUUUUUAACCAAGCUCGUACAAUUAAAUAUCAGCUCCCUGGGGAGGAUCUCGAUGCCUUGGUUUCUGUGUCCUGUCAUGAGGACCUUCAAAAUAUGAUGGAAGAAUGCAACACACUUGAGGAGACAGAAGGAUCAACUAAACUCAGGAUGUUUCUGUUCUCCAGAAGUGAUUUGGAUGAUGCUUAUCAUGGUCUGGGGAGCCUGGAUGGUGAUUCUGAAGUACAGUAUGUUGUUGCUGUGAAUGGCAUGGACAUCGGAUCCAGAGAAAACUCUACUCUGCAUGGUUUGGCUAAAUCUUCAGCAAGUAAUUUAGAUGAGUUAGAUGGACAGUCUAUUGAGGGGGGGACAGGUAAAGCUGCAACAGACUCAGUUGGGACUAGUACUUCACCCUUCACAGGAAAUUUUGUUGCAUCAUCAAUUCAACCUACUCGAUUGACUCUACCAGGUUCAUCCAAUGCCUAUGAAAACCAUGCAAAAUUUCGUCAUGACCAGGUGAUUCAUCAUGGUAAGCCUCCUGGCAAAAGUUCUGUUUCGAUGCCUAUUUGUGGGAAUUUAACUGAAGGGCAUGCAUUCCCUGGCUUAGAUGUUGAGGAUCCUGAAAUGCUAGUGAAAAAGGUGAAACUGAAAAGUGAUGGUUCAGUUCAACCUGCGUGUCACCGUGAAACACUUAGUCUCUCACAAAAUGAUUAUGUUGCGCCAUUGGAGCCUAAGACAUAUGAUGGUGAAGUGAUGAGAUAUGUUCCAGUUGAAGAAGCAACUGUUGCUGUUUCUGUGCCUGGAAAUGAGAGAAAACACCAAGAACAUGUGCAGACUUCUUUGUACCCUGAUGUUAAUCCAAUUCAAGGUCCCAUAUGUAAUGAAGAUGACCAUUGUCAUACAUUUAGUAGUGCAUUUGCUCGUGGACAUGCUGACUCUGAGUCUGAUCCAAUUGAUUUGAGCUACCUUGAGCCACCUGCACUUCCUCAAAGAGUCUUUAAUUCUGAGAGAAUUCCUCGAGAGCAAUCAGCAUUGCUUAACCGUUUAUCAAAGUCUGAUGAUUCACUUGGUUCUCAGCUUCUCCUGUCUCACUCACAUCCUGAUACUAUGGCACAUGAUCCAAUCAACCAAUCCACUGAAAAAUUGCACAAUGGAAAUCAAGCUCCUCAAAAUGAGCAAUUCAUGUCAACUGCAAAGCCACUUUAUAUGGAGUCUCUAACAAUUGAUGAUGGACUGGCACAGCUUCAAAAGUACAGAGUGUUUGCUGAUGCGAUAGGCCAGAAGAAUAAAAAGCUUUCUGCAGAUGAGUCAGAGUUUGACUGGAAGCAGAAAGUCCCAAACAUUUUAUGUUGUAAAGAUGCUGCGAAUGAGGGUCAAAAUCAAAAGGCUGACUUUGAAAUGACCUCUGUUGACUUUAAAAAUUUACAUGUUGAGUUAACAGCAGAAGCUAAACCAGAAGUUCCUGUGGUGAGUGAAGCAACUUCUCUGAAACAUGAUGACAAUAAUUCAUCUUGGCUUCCAGAGCCUAACUGGGAUGAAAUGGUGGGCAAGGAUUCUUGUGAUGAGAAUCAGGGGCAUGUUCAAACUUUUGCUUGGGUGGAGAGCUCAAUGAUGGAUGCUUCUGAGGGUGAAAUUUCUCAUGCGAUUCCCAGUACAAAGCAGGGAGAUAUUCUUAUUGAUAUUAAUGACCGAUUCCCUCGUGAUUUCCUUUCUGACAUUUUCUCCAAAGAAGUACUCUCUGAGGAUUCCUCUGGAACUAGCGUGCUGCACAAAGAUGGAGUUGCAUUAAGCUUGAACAUGGAAAACCAUGAACCCCAGCACUGGUCAUUUUUCCAGAAAUUGGCGCAAGAUGGGAAUGUUUCUCUUAUUGAUCAGAAUCAUAUUGAUUUUUCAUCUGGACAGACACAGGUUGACGAGGUAUCUCCUGGAUCUUAUCAUGUUACACCUUUAAUGGGAGAGCUAGUUCCCACAAGCCAUGUGGGUUCUCAGACUAAUUUUAGUGAAGACAAUCACAAAGAACUGCCUGCUACAAUGGGAGCAGAUUCCAUAGUUUUGCAUUCACAUUACAAUCGUUCCAUGGUGAAAGGAACUGAAAGUAUGGAGUUUGAUGGUAUGUCGGAGAACUUAGGAACACACAUGGAGCAUGAGGAUGGGAAGUUUUUCAAGAAUAUUGGUUUACCUCCUCUUGAUCCUUCUUUGGAAGAUCUUGAUAUCAACACUUUGCAGCAGGUUAUAAAGAAUGACGAUCUUGAAGAGCUGAAGGAAUUGGGCUCUGGAACAUUUGGGACUGUUUAUCAUGAAAAAUGGAGGGGUACAGAUGUUGCCAUCAAACGAAUAAAGAAGAGCUGCUUCACUGGUCGAUCAUCAGAGCAAGAGAGAUUGACCAUAGAGUUUUGGCGAGAAGCUGAUAUUCUGUCUAAACUUCACCAUCCAAAUGUGGUUGCAUUUUACGGUGUUGUGCAAGAUGAACUGGGAGAAACAUUAGCAACUGUGACAGAGUACAUGGUUGAUGGUUCUCUUAGGCGUGUUUUGCUUUGCAAGGAUCGGUAUCUUGAUUGUCGCAAGCGACUCAUAAUUGCCAUGGAUGCAGCUUUUGGAAUGGAAUAUUUGCAUUCGAAGAAUAUUGUGCAUUUUGAUCUUAAAUGUGACAACUUGCUCGUAAACAUGAAAGAUCCUUUACGGCCUAUUUGCAAGGUAGGUGACUUUGGCCUGUCUAAAAUUAAGCGAAAUACCUUGGUUUCUGGUGGCGUAAGAGGCACCCUGCCGUGGAUGGCUCCAGAGCUGCUGAAUGGCAGCAGCAUUAAGGUGUCUGAAAAGGUUGACGUGUUUUCCUUUGGUAUUGUCUUAUGGGAGAUUCUCACUGGAGAGGAGCCUUAUGCCAAUAUGCACUAUGGUGCAAUCAUAGGGGGCAUUGUAAGUAACACAUUGAGACCGACAAUUCCAAGCUUCUGUGAUACUGAGUGGAGAAUACUAAUGGAGCAGUGCUGGGACCCUAACCCUGCAGCCAGGCCAUCCUUCACUGAAAUUGCCCGCCGCUUACGUGAAAUGUCCGUAGCUACCCACAUAAAACCAUCAUGUCACAAGGCAUCCAAGUAGUUGUCUAAUCAUUUCUCAUCUAUGCCAUUUCUGUGUUCAGUCGUCACGUAAUAGAUUUAUUCAUUCAAUUGUUCACUUAAUAAUAAUAAUACUAGUUAAAAAGAAAACAGUUUGUAUUGGCACUAGGGAGAAUUGUUCCCUAUAAAUAUUUUCAUGAUGGGAAGGUUUUCCUAAAAUAAUCUCUAAUAUCAUUUUCUUGUGGUUGCAAAGACUGAUGUUCAUGAUAUCUUAUUGUAAUUUUUACCAAAUUGCAA